CAAAAGUGAAUAAAAUAAAAAUAUUAAAGAUAUAGUAAUUUAAAAAAAUAAAUAAGCACCAUAAUUCAUUGCAAUUGCAGCAUAAUGAGAACGAUGAAAGUCAAUAAGCGUCGAUUUGUGUUAUGUGUCACUGAAGCUUGUGUUUUAAAUUCUUAACAUUAUAAGCCCUAUUAAUAAAAAAAGCAAUAAUUUUAUUAAGAAGCCAGUGACUAACUUAUUUAUAGAUUUUUUUUACAAUGACGACUAUGGAAGAAGGAGAAUCUACUACGGAAGAAAUACCGUCGGGUAAUCCGGACGAUUUAACAAAAAAUCCUACUGCCUUAAAAGAGGCGCAUGAACAAAUGGCUACCCUUGAUGUUCUGGUAUGUGGACAAUGCCAUUCAGCAUUCCAUUUUGUUGAAGAAUUUAAAGAUCACAAAAAUACGAACAAUUGCACUGGUAAAUCACCAGUCCGAGACAGUAAUGAAAGUAAAUCACAAGUAUGGGCUUUUCUGCUAUGGAAAUGCUCAUCAGUUCGGGAUGGGUCAACAUCUAAUGCAGACAACAGCUGGAAGCUGUAUCAGCAAUGGUGUAGGAUGCCAGAAGCUCAAAGGACGGCUUGGAUAACAGCUGGAUCAAAUGUACAAUCUCUAUCUAAAUUUGCACAUGCUAAAGUUAUGGAAUUAAAGGCUGAAGAUCAGUUAGUUCCUGUGCAGACAGCGGCUCCUGAAGUGAAAAAACGAGGAAGACCAAGGAAAAUUGUCAAAGUGGAGGACACUGAGGCUCAACCAUCUGGAGAAGAGAGUGAUGAUGUUAAAGCAACCCCAGCACAAAAAGCUCUUCUUAAUAAGAUGUCAAUAUCUAAUGCUAAUAGAGCCAGGGAAUUGUCGUCGGACUCGGUGCGUAAUGCGCAGGAGCGCGUGCCGGCUGAGGAGCGCAUCGCGCGGCGCUCGGAGCGCGAGGGCGGUGCGGGCGCCGAAGCGGGCGAGUACGUCGUCGAAAAGAUACUCGCCAAGCGCUUCAACCCGCGCCGCAAGCACUACGAGUACCUGCUCAAGUGGGAGGGAUACCCGCAUGAACAGAAUACAUGGGAGCCGGUAGAAAACAUGGAAACCUGCAAGCAUCUUCUGGAGGCUUUCGAAAAACAGCUAGCACGUCAAAAGGAAUUAAAAGCUUUACGAGCUCAACAACAACAACAACAACAUCCAGUGCAGGUUAAGCAGUUAAGCACUCCAAUACCACAGGUUGUCAAGCAGAUGGUGAAGAAAUCAGACAGUCCAGUGUUGACACCAACUGGACGCUUGCAGCGCACGAGCAAGGCUCGCGCACUGGACCAGGUGAAGGCGUGGUGCGGCGCCGACGAUGAGCCCGCCAGCAAGCGCAUCAAGCGAGAGAUGUCCAGCGACGACGACUACUCUGACAGUGACUCUGUCAAAGAAAAGAAAAUAUUAAAUGGACAGUCUUCCCCAAAAUCAAAUAUAGAUCCCGAACUAGUGAAAUCUUUAGGUCUUGGAGGCAAGGGUAUGCCUAACAUCAAAGGUGUCAUUAAAGUUGAUCCAAAACACAUGCCAAACCUUAGUACUGGUGUCUACAUAAUGUCCAAGAGUUCCGGUAUAAUGAAAAUUAACUCGCCUGGCAAGCUAGGACCUGGCUUGAAUAUAGAUCAAGAGGUGAUCAGAAAACAAAUCAUGGCUGCCAAACAGAAAAAAAUGGAGGAAAAGAAGUCUUCACCGGCGAGCACACCUGUAUCAUCACAGAUAAAAAAGACAUAUGGUGCUGGAGGACAGCAGGUGACAGAAAAGACUAUAAUAACUCCUUCAGGACAGAAGAUCAUCCAGCGUACGAUACAGCGACCAUAUGGCGCAUCAGACGGAAAGUCGCCAGUCACAAUUCUUAAUAAGAAGCUUGCACAGGGCGACAGUCUGCUGCGCGGCUCGGGGGGAACAACGCGAGGACGCGGACGCGGGCGCGGGUACUCGGUGUCCACGGCCGCCGGGAACAUCGUACGCAUACGGGAAAAACCCAUCACCAUUGAGUUUGAUAAGUGGGAGGCUUCGUCGGAGUCAUCUGACGGUGUGGAGGAUCCCUUCCCGCGCGAUCUCGGCCCUCUACCAUCGCCCAGCCCGGAAAGAGAACUCUCUCUGUGUCCGGUGACCGGUCGGCGACUGGCGCGCGCCGAGGGAGAGCCUACUCCGCCACCAACGCCGCCACCGCAGCCGCCGGCCACCCCGCCGCCGGAGACGCACCACGCUACGAUGCUGAUGAAGGUUGAAAUGUCACCAGGAGGCACAACAGGAAUGUUAGUACAGGGUGAUGGAUCACAACAAUCUUUACCAGUAUUAACCGAUGAAGAUGGCACGGAGGUGAAAGUGGAAGCCAGUGCCGUAAAGCAAUUGUUAGAGGAAGGUGUUGGAGUAGACGAUGGCGAAGAGGUGGGCUUGCUACAUGCGGGACAUCCGCCCAUCAUGAUAAGAGGAGAAGACGGCGUGUUAUAUCAAGUGGCAGGAGAGAAUGAAGCUGGUCAGACAUUAUUAGUGGCAGCAGAAGGUGUAGAAGGCGCCGUAGAGGGUGUUGAAGGCACCGUUGAAGGGGAAGGAGAGGGUGUGAUGUAUGUCACGAGGGAAGAUGGACAGACCUUAUUAGUAGCUGCUCAAGGAGUAGAAGGUUCUGUCCAAGGAGUUGAUGAUGCAGUAGAAGGUGAAGGUGAAGGCGUAACUUAUGUUACUCGAGAAGAUGGACAGGACGUGCUGGCCAUCGACCCAACCCAGCUUGCGCAACUGAUGCCGGGUGGCGAGGCUGGCGCGCUACAGCAGGUGGCCGUGCAGGUGGAGGGCGAGCCUGGUGAGGAUGCCACUCAAGUCAUAGCGCAGCUUGUCCAGGCGGACCUGCCUUCACCCGGAGGUACGAGACGUGUAGUACUUUUACUACCAGACGGUAGUUUCACAAUGACAGAACUGGACAAAGAACAAUAUGAGUCAAUAACAGAAGCAAGUAAACAACAGGAAUGAGAAUUACGUGAAAUAUAAAUGUGACUGAUGUGUUAUAUUUUUAAUGGACACUUUAAAAGGAAAGAGACUGUAGACCCAAUACACAAAUAAGCUAUUUACUAAGUUAUUUAAGGAAAAAUAUCUGGAUAAUUUUCUUUUGUAUUAAUAAUAUACAAGACAUAUGUUUUGCAGAGUUAUUGUUAAAGGCGCGGUAUCAUGAUGAAUUGUCUUUAAUUGGGACAAGUGGAUUUUAAUUGAAAUUAGCCCUUGGCGUUGUUUGAUACAACGCCAAGGGCUAAUUUCAUUUCAUUUCAAAAUUGAGACGAUUAAUAAAUUAAAUUAUAAUAUGACAGUAUACAAUAACCCUGCGUCCUAAGAAUAUAAUAUAAGUGGUUAAAUGUAUCACAAUUGUCAAUAUACAUAGAUAAUUUAAAAAUAUUGUAGUUAUGUAAAAUAUUAAGCAUCAUUGUGGACAUUUAUGUUAUAUUACUAGACUAGAAUAAUAAUAAUUAUAAAUACACGUAUAGAAUUAAAAAACUGUGAUGGAUUCGAGCAUGCGCGCAGCUUCAUUCAGAGUUUGCAAUUAAAUACGGCUCAUUAUGAUAGCCGUCAUAAAACAAAUAUGUUUAAGGGGUAAAAACUUAAAUAUUUUUACAACUAUUGUUAGUCCUUAUUCAUUUCUUGAACUUAUUUAAUUUUAAUUAGUAUCAAACAAAUGCUACAACUUGGCAUUAAUUAAGCACUAAAUGACCAUGAAAUGGCUUUGUGAGCAAUUUCUUUCAAUAAAUAGGCAACAAAUUAAAAAAGUAAAGAUUAUAAGUGCGUUGACUUAGUUAUUAAAUACAUACAUAUCACAUCGCUGUAUCUGAAUAAAAACAUCCGAAUGUCAGGCUUAUCAAUUUACACUAUAAUUACAGAAAAAAAAAUCUGAACCAUGGCAGAUAAAUACUUACAUACAUGAAAAUAGAGUUGAUCUCUGUCAAAAAUAUAUAUGUCAGAUUAAAAAAAUAUCACCGCAGUUAAAAACUCGACUGCUAAUGCCUAAAUAUUAUUAUCAUCUUUUUAAUUUCGCAGGUUUCACCCGAGUGAAACUAGAUGUCAUGUAAGAAUUAUAUCUGUAUAUAUGUAUAUAUACAAAUCUGUUUAAGCAUUACAAUUUAUGGCGGAAUAAAGAAUUCACAUAUAUACAUAUAACCUUUUCCAACCACAAGAUAUAUACAUUUGUUGUAGAAAAAUAAACAACUUUGAAAUUAAAUUGAAGCGAUAUCAUUGGUCGAGAUCUUGCAAUAUGCUAUGAUAUAAAU
Messenger RNA from Nymphalis io (European peacock), 4270 nucleotides. RefSeq lists its product as uncharacterized. Lineage: Eukaryota; Metazoa; Arthropoda; Insecta; Lepidoptera; Nymphalidae. The record is from RefSeq and is a predicted model, not a curated record. Gene Ontology annotation, biological process: negative regulation of transcription by RNA polymerase II; chromatin organization. Gene Ontology annotation, cellular component: pericentric heterochromatin. Gene Ontology annotation, molecular function: chromatin binding. The transcript has 22 exons. The coding region runs from base 237 to 2987 and encodes 916 amino acids.